AUGGAAGUAGAUAGCAACAACCAAUGUGUGCCGUUGACGGAGGAAGAUGAGAUCGAUCUCCACCGCCGCCAUCCUCAAUUUCCUCCGGUUUCAAAGUCUCACAGCAAGACCAAUAACGGUAGUAGUAACAGCAGCAAUACUCUCACCUCGGCGAUUCACACCAGUAGCGUACAUGAGUUGCUUGAAUGCCCAGUGUGUGCGAAUUUCAUGUACCCUCCAAUUCAUCAGUGCCAGAAUGGGCAUACCCUCUGUUCCAUUUGUAAAACAAUGGUGCAUAACAGGUGUCCAACCUGCAGACAAGAGCUCGGCGAUAUCAGGUGUCUGGCAUUGGAGAAAUUAGCUGAAUCCCUUGAACUGCCAUGCAAGUACAAUUACCUUGGAUGUCUCGAGAUUUUUCCCUACUACAGCAAACUGAAGCACGAGUCACUCUGCAACUUCAGGCCAUACAACUGCCCAUAUGCUGGUUCAGAGUGUUCGAUUGUUGGAGAUAUCCCUUUCCUUGUUGCUCAUCUGAGGAAUGAUCACAAAGUUGAUAUGCACUCCGGGUCUACUUUCAACCAUCGUUAUGUGAAAUCCAACCCCCGAGAAGUUGAAAAUGCAACUUGGAUGUUAACUGUAUUUCAUUGCUUUGGCCAGUACUUCUGCCUCCAUGUUGAAGCUUUCCAGCUAGAAAUGGCACCUGUCUACAUGGCAUUCUUGCGAUUCAUGGGGGAUGAAACAGAAGCCAGGAAUUACAGCUACAGCCUAGAGGUGGGUGGGUAUGACCGGAAGCUCAUCUGGGAAGGCACUCCAAGAAGCAUAAGAGAUAGUCACAGGAAGGUUAGGGACAGCUUUGAUGGGCUGAUCAUUCAGAGAAACAUGGCACUGUUCUUCUCAGGGGGAGACAGGAAAGAACUAAAGCUGAGAGUUACUGGACGGAUAUGGAAAGAACAGCACAAUCCAGAAGGCAUGCCUAACCUCUCUGCUACUUAA
Molecule: messenger RNA, 972 nt
Organism: Linum trigynum
Lineage: Eukaryota; Viridiplantae; Streptophyta; Magnoliopsida; Malpighiales; Linaceae
Source: the annotation of a GenBank genome assembly